This is a messenger RNA of Anoplophora glabripennis (Asian longhorned beetle), 1277 nucleotides long. RefSeq names its product cyclin-dependent kinase-like 1. Gene Ontology annotation, biological process: protein phosphorylation. NCBI's taxonomy places the organism in Eukaryota, Metazoa, Arthropoda, Insecta, Coleoptera, Cerambycidae. Gene Ontology annotation, cellular component: nucleus. Gene Ontology annotation, molecular function: cyclin-dependent protein serine/threonine kinase activity; ATP binding. The transcript has 7 exons. The record is from RefSeq and is a predicted model, not a curated record. The coding region runs from base 13 to 1149 and encodes 378 amino acids.
UGGUAUAAUCGGAUGGAGAAAUGGUUUAACGGAAGCAAACUGUGGUUACUCGGAAACCAGCUUCAACUACUUCCUAAGCGAACGAGAACUCCUUCAAGGACAAUGGAACGGUACGAGAAAAUAAGUAAAUUAGGAGAAGGCAGCUACGGCAUCGUUUAUAAAUGUAGAAAUAGGGAUACUGGAGAGAUUGUAGCAAUUAAAAAAUUUGCUGAGAGCGAAGAUGAUCCACUGAUUAGGAAAAUUGCACUGAGAGAGAUAAGACUUCUUAAGAAUCUAAAGCAUCCAAAUCUAGUCAACCUCAUAGAAGUGUUCCGCCGAAAAAGGCGCUUGCAUCUGGUGUUUGAGUUUUGCGAGAGGACAGUAUUAAACGAGUUAGAAAGGUAUCCAAGAGGGUGCCCGGAACUCCUUUGCCAACAAAUCAUAUGGCAGACUCUACAGGCGGUUGAAUACUGCCAUCAGCAUGGUUGCAUACAUCGCGACAUCAAGCCAGAAAAUAUACUCCUUACGGCCAUGGGUGUGGUCAAACUGUGCGACUUCGGAUUUGCCAGAAUGUUGAAUCCUGGCGAAAAUUACACUGACUAUGUAGCUACCCGUUGGUACAGAGCACCAGAACUUCUAGUUGGAGAUACACAAUAUGGUACACCUGUUGACGUAUGGGCUAUUGGAUGCGUUUUAGCAGAACUAAUCAAAGGGGAAGCUCUGUGGCCUGGAAAAUCAGAUGUAGAUCAACUUUAUUUAAUUAGAUGUACAGUUGGUGAUUUUUUACCUCGUCACAUGCAAGCUUUCAAAAAUAACGAUUUCUUUCAAGGAGUAAUUUUACCAGUUCCCUCACAGCUAACUCCGCUUGAAGUUAAAUUGCCGCUCUGCAGCACUGUUAUUUUGGAUUUCUUGAAGAAAUGCUUAGAUAAAGAUCCUUCAAAAAGGUGGACAUGCAAAGAUCUACUAACUCACAAGUAUUUCGAAAAUUUCAAUUUUAAAGUAGACGAAAAUGAGGUGCAAAACAAUGACAGAUCUUCUAGAGAUAAGUCUCGGAAUUCAAGCAAUGGAAUGUCCUUACCACAACUAACAGGUUCGAAACCUAUAAGUCCAUUCAAACCAUCCAAUAAUAGUCAGCAAAAAUCUAAAGUUGAUCACUUGCCAACCAUUUGACAAAGAUUUUCUUUCUUCAAAUGAUUUUUGUAGAUUAAAAAUUCAUUUGUUGAAAUCAGUUUGUUUGGCCGCACAAGAUCUUCAUACAAAACAGUCAGUUUUUACAGUAUAUAACACAUCAACUCUUU